ACCCUGCAGCCUUGUGCAGCACUAGAACAGCACACGAGAUGGCCGCCGCCACACAACAAAAGGAAUUUCAAAAGAAUUUUCGAUUAAUUGUUGAGAAGAUCUUCAACAAUUGGCAGAACCUUAGGCUCGCCGUGGAGCAUGGAAUGGGCGGACGCAAUGGCCAGCAGGUGGCCAUUCAAAUCAUGGACUACACAUAUCAAUAUUGUGUAGGCAACGAAAAAAUCACGCAGGGCGAGCUGCAGGAGGUGAUUGAAGAGCUAAUGGACCAGGAAUUCAAUACGCUGUGCGACGAUAAUUCCAUACCAGAGAUCUGCCGCAAUCUUCUGCGCUAUAAGCAAAUGGCCCAGCAGAAUCAGUAUCCCGGUAUUGAAGAGGAGCUCAGCAAAUUGCCACCCGGCAAGGAGUGGUUGCGUCCCGAUGUCAAAGUAACGUACACACCCGUAUACGGCGACUCGUCCUCCGACGAUAACAUGGACGAAGACGUGGAUGAUGAUGACGAAAUGUAUGAGAGCGAGGAGGAGGAUGCACCCAUCGUCAGUGGACGCGUAACCCGCUCCCAGACACGCAUGCAAAAUGCUGAGAAAUUUGUUGAGCCAGAAGAUGGCUGGACAACGGUCCGAAGAAAAUGAAUUUUUUUCACGGAAUAAAGGAAAUUAGUUAGCUUUUGUUAGUUGUAA
Molecule: messenger RNA, 677 nt
Organism: Drosophila subobscura
Lineage: Eukaryota; Metazoa; Arthropoda; Insecta; Diptera; Drosophilidae
Exons: 2
Coding region: 39-629 (196 amino acids)
Biological process (GO): maturation of SSU-rRNA from tricistronic rRNA transcript (SSU-rRNA, 5.8S rRNA, LSU-rRNA)
Cellular component (GO): nucleus
Source: RefSeq, a predicted model, not a curated record